This is a messenger RNA of Funneliformis caledonium, 384 nucleotides long. The record is from the annotation of a GenBank genome assembly. Lineage: Eukaryota; Fungi; Glomeromycota; Glomeromycetes; Glomerales; Glomeraceae.
AUGAAUUUUACUUAAAUCAAUUUCCAAGAGGUUUUUCUGAGACUAAUUACAAUAUUAGAAGAGAACCUGCAGAAUUUAAAGACAACACCAAUGAAGCUUCUAAUAUACAAAUAAUUCAGCAGCAACAAAAAGAAAAUACUUUUAAUAAAAAGAAAUCAUUUACUAAAAGAAGAUUUGGGGAUAAUAAUACUUUGCAAAAUGAAUCAAACAACAACUGGCAAGGUUAUGAAAUUGAUCUUUUGAUUCAAUAUAUUUCUGACAAUUUUAAUGAAUAUAAAAAGGGUAAUAAAACCAAGUUAUUCAAUGAAAUGUCUGCAAAUUUAUUGAAAAACAAAGAACCUGCUGCUAUCAAAAGCAAAUUAUCAAGGAUGAUUAAAACUUAUA